This is a messenger RNA of Balaenoptera ricei (Rice's whale), 2918 nucleotides long. RefSeq names its product gamma-glutamyltransferase 6 (gene GGT6). The transcript is spliced from 9 exons. Gene Ontology annotation, cellular component: extracellular exosome. The coding region runs from base 1408 to 2883 and encodes 491 amino acids. Lineage: Eukaryota; Metazoa; Chordata; Mammalia; Artiodactyla; Balaenopteridae. The record is from RefSeq and is a predicted model, not a curated record.
AAUCCUGGUUCUAUCAAGAGACACGUCCCUGGUCCCCACUUCAAGCCGCGUAGGAUGUUUGCUGCCCUCCAGGGACUCCUAGAGGUAGCCUCCUUCCUCGCUGAGUAAUGAAGCUUGUUGUGUCCUGCCCGCCUGCCUGCAGUCCGCCGUCCGCCGUCCGCCGUCCGCCGUCCGCCGUCCGCUGUCCGCCGUCCGCCAUCCGCCAUCCAUGGAAGUGAAAUCAAAUUAUUUUAUGAAAUGAACACAGAUGGUAAUUGCGACCCCCCCACACCCAAGCCAUGGCAAAAUAAAAACUUGGCCACCCUAUGCUGGUAUCUCCGAUUGGUUGAUCAGUGCUCAUUCGGGGCUGGCAGUUGCAGCAUCACCUGGGAGUUCCGAAAGCAAGUUUCUGGUCCCUACCCCAGACCUACAAAGUCAGAACCUCUGGGAACGGAGCCCAGCAAUCUGAUUUUUAAAAACUCCCAAUGCACACCAAAGUUAAAGAACCACUCUACCUGCUUGUGAAGAGGCCGAGAGAAAGAGAAGUGACUGGAGAGCCGAGUGAGAUGAAAGAAUGAUUUCUGUGGCUGUGGUUUUAAGGGAGAAAAUACUCCAGCUUUUUAAAAAAAACUUUUUAUUGAAAUGCAAUAUACCUCCAGAAAAGUGCAUGUGUCACAAAUGUACAGCUGGAUGCACUUUCACAAUCAGGAACCCAAGCAACCAACCUCAGAGAAACAACAUCACCAAGCAUCCCAGAAGCCCUCUCUGCCUCCUCCUGACCUGUAAUGGCAGAAAUUAGUCUCACCUGUUCUUGUACUUUAUACAGAGGGAAGCAAAUAGGAUGUGCUCUUCCGUCCCUGGCUUCUUUCAGUCGUCGUGUCUUUGUAAGAUCCAUCUAUAUCAUUGCAUACAAUUGUAGACCCCUCAUUCUCACCACUGCAGAGUAUUGCACUGUGUGACUACAAUCAUGCUACUGAUAAUGGGUGUGUGAGCUUUCCAAGUUGGGGCUGUUCCAACUAGGGCAGCUAUGAAUAUUUUAGUACAUGUCUGUUGGGUACAUACCUAGGAGAGGAAUUUCUGGAGACUCGACACUGUUUAAAUGUUGUUGAGAAGGAACCAGCAGAGAAGAUGUGAAGCUACAGGAGAGAAGGGGGCCACUGAGUGAGGUCCCUGGGGAAGCAGGAGAACUGCUCCUUGAAGUGAAACCCAGAGUGAAGGAAUAUGGAAACACCUGGUUUCCAGGCUGCAGCUCCCCAAGAGCCCUAUGGCGCCACCUGCUGGAUAAGGGCCGCAUGACGUGCCCAGGGAGACCUGUUGUAGAUUCCACACCACACUUCUCCAAGGGUGCCUCCACCUCCUACCCACCGGCUCAGGCUCGGGCAGGGCCUCCCAAGACUCAGCCUGGAAGGCGGGCAGGCACCGUGGGCCAUGGAACCCACAGCAGGGCCUGUGCUCUACCAGAAGCUGCUGGUCUGGGAACCAAGCUUGGAGUCUGAGGAGGAAGAGGGGGAGAUAUCGGAGCAGCUCAUUCCAGAUCCCUCGGGGCCCCAGGACUCCUCUGGGAACAAGGCUGGCAGUCUGCCCGGGGCCUGGGCCCAACUGCUGGCUGCCCUGCUGCUGCUGCUGGCCGCUGGCUUCUCCCUGGCCGCAAGGCAACUCCGCAGCAGCGGUGCCUCUCCAGGAACCUUGGGCUCUGGGGCCGCUCCAGCCAGCGGGCACUCCCACAGGCCUGGCGUGUACCACCGCGGCGGCAUCAUCAGCCCUACAGCCACGUGCUCCCACCUGGGUCCAGAGCUGUUUGUUGCCGGGGGCAACGUCAUGGAUGCUGGAGUUGGAGCAGCUUUGUGUCUGGCGGUGGUGCAUCCUCACGCCACAGGGCUAGGUGCCAUGUUCUGGGGCCUCUUCCAUAAUAGCUCCUCAGGCAACUCAACCACCCUGACGUCAGGCCCAGUCCAGACCCUGGCCCCCCGCCUGGGGCUACCCUCGGCUCUGCCUGCCCUGCAUUUGCUACACACAUGCUUUGGCCGCCUGCCCUGGCCACACCUGCUGGUAGGCCCCACCACGCUGGCUCAAGAGGGCUUUCUGGUAGACACAUCCCUGGCCAGGGCUCUGGCAGCCCAGGGCACAAAGGACCUCUGUAACCUACUCUGCCACACUGAUGGGACUCCCCUGGGCCCUGGGGCCCGAGCCACCAACCCCAAACUGGCAGCUGUGCUCCACCGGGCUGCACUUGCCCCCGCCCCAGACCUUGCCGGGGAUGCUCUACUCAGUCUGCUGGCCGGAGACCUGGGGCUGGAGGGCCCCUCAGCUGGGCCCAUGCCCACCUUGGAGCCAGCACUGCAGCUACCUGGGCCCCAGGGCAUCCUGUUCACCACCCCCAGGCCCUCAGCUGGCCCGGAACUCCUGGAACUGCUGGAGGCAGCUCUACAGUCCGGGGGGCGCAGCCCUGCCCCCUGCCCAGCACUCCUACGAGCUGCUGUCACCCCCGGGAGCGGUGUCCUGGCCACCGUGGACAGCAGCGGCUCUGUGCUCCUUCUCACCUCCUCGCUCAACAGUUCCUUCGGCUCUGGACACCUGUCCCCAAGCACUGGGGUUCUACUCAGCAACCUGGUGGCCGAGUCUGCAAACAGUGCCUGGGCCUGUCCCCUCAUCCUUCUUGACAGCUCAGAUGACACAGAGGCCGCUGUGUUGGGGCUCAUGGCUUCAGGGACCCCUGCAGCUGCCAGAGUCAUGGCUCACACACUGCUCAGCCACUCGGCCGGGCCCCAAACCCAGGCCCAGCAAGGACCAACAGAGAGCCCCGGAGCUUGUGGCCAAGGGACCCUGCUUCAGGUGGCAGCCCACGCAGAGCACGCCCAUGUGUCCAGUGUCCCCAGUGGCUGCUGCUCCUUUCAGGGGUUUUAAGGUGGGGCGGUGCCUGGCAGGGGUGGGUGGGAGUA